This is a messenger RNA of Glycine soja, 683 nucleotides long. RefSeq lists its product as uncharacterized. The transcript has 4 exons. The record is from RefSeq and is a predicted model, not a curated record. NCBI's taxonomy places the organism in Eukaryota, Viridiplantae, Streptophyta, Magnoliopsida, Fabales, Fabaceae. The coding region runs from base 21 to 485 and encodes 154 amino acids.
GUUUGCUUUGCUUUUUAUCAAUGGCCACUUUUCCUUACUACACCCUUCAUCCUCUAUCUUCUUCUCUCACUCCUUCUUCUAAAGGCUCUGUUCAUCUUUGUCCAUGCUCUUCCACACGUUCUCGCUCUCUUCCCCAAUUCCCUUCCAAACUACGACGCAAAGCCACCAUCAAGCCGAGGCUGUUGACGAUCAUCGACCCCAUUUUGCUCUUUAACGGCGUCGCCACCACUUUCUAUUUCGACACGCAAACACUUAUCGUCACUGUCAGUGUUUUGGCCGCCAUUGCUCUUUCUCUCUUCCUUGGCCUUAAGGGUGAUCCGGUGCCUUGUGAGCGCUGUGGUGGCAACGGUGGCACAAAAUGUGUAUUUUGCAACGAUGGCAAGAUGAAGCAAGAAAUGGGGUUAAUUAACUGUAAAGUAUGCAAGGGUUCAGGAUUGAUAUUCUGCAAGAAAUGUGGAGGUUCUGGCUAUUCCCGUCGGCUAUGAGCUGUGAAAUUCGUGUUAUAUCUAAAAACCAUCUGUUCUGAAAUAUGUAAGGUCUUGUAACAAUUUUAUUGUCCAUAGUGUCUUUUUUCUGUGAAUCAUUUUAAUCACGUUAAUCUGCGGCCCUUUGAGGUAUUGGCCAAUUGCUUUUGCAUAAAAUCAGUCAAAUUUUGAUCUUAUGUUAAAUUUUCGUUGCGGAGA